Molecule: messenger RNA, 5796 nt
Organism: Porites evermanni
Lineage: Eukaryota; Metazoa; Cnidaria; Anthozoa; Scleractinia; Poritidae
Source: the annotation of a GenBank genome assembly
AUGGGGCAAACGCUCAGCAGGUUUAGAUCAGAAAGAGAGGAAAAAGCCCGUCGGAAAAGGUAAGUUUUCACUCACUCUGUAUCAAUGAAAAUGAGCUGGAUUCUGAUUGGACGGAUUGGUGGGGCAAGUGAUUGGUUUGAAAACUUUUUGAAUUGAAUCGUUUCUUCUCAAGUGGCUUUUUUGGCCGGAAUACUUUGUCGCAGAGAUAAGAUUUGCGCCGAAAAAGUUUUCGGAAAAUCCGGUCGGAAAAUAAAUGGGUCGUUCUAGCGGAAAAUUUCCGGGAGCAACGGAAGAUACCAGUAGGUUAUUCCCAUUUUAUUGCUUAGAGGAAUCUGAUACCCAAUUCUUCGUUUCCAUAUUUUUACUGUUAACUAUUAUAUGCAAAUUCAUGUACAUGUAAUAUUCAUCUUUUUAUUCACCUUUUUUUAUAUACUGAAAGGCCCGGUUCAGACGCCGUACUUUUCAUGAGCCGAAUCUGAUACAUUGAAUUAAUUACAUAAAAAGUUCGGCGUCUGAAUUGAUUAGGAACGCCUGUUUCAAUUUGGAGCGGCUCAGCCGUUCUUUUUGCCGAGCCGGGCCGGGAAUUUCGCCUUUGGAUCCUUUUUGGAACGCCUUUGAUUCAGAUGCCGAACUUUCCAUGUACCGAACCCUUCAAUUUGUAUUGAAAUUUGUAUUGAAUUUCCAUUUGCUAUAUUUAUAAUUUGUUUGUAAUUUCAACUCACCUCGGUCGUUUCUCGUUAUUUCACGCCUUGUGACGUUGUUUCAGGGCCAAAGUCGCUUGUCGAAAUUUUACUGUAACAGGGCUUCUCCAGUCGGUUCGCAAAUAAGUGGCAUUGCGGCAACUUCGAUUUUGUUUUUGUUUGUUUGUUUAUUUGUUCUUUCAUGUUGCUGUUAUCGCUAGUUAGUGUAAAUCGCCUUCAACCCUUUCUGCCUCCAGUAACAGAGCAAUGGAGAACUUAAGCAGCGACGACAGCGAAGUCAUGAGCGAACAACAAAAAAGCAAAAUAACAUCAUGAGACCUGCUCAAGCCGCUUCUUGGGCAAAGUAAACCGAAAACUUUAAUUUUAGGGGGAGCCGUUGAGAGAAUGUAUAUGAGAACCGCUAAAAUAGGCUCCUUGCAGCUAGCCAUUCACGUGGUACAAAACUGCCGUGCUGAAGAGCAAAAGUCGCACUGGGACAAGACAAACAAAGAAAAUUACCAUUUCAAAUUAUGUAUGUCUUUUGUUUGUCUUGUUCCGGUGCGACUUUUGCUCUCCAACGUGGCGGUUUUGUACCACGUGAAUCGCUAGCUGCAAAGGGCCUAUAGAGUACUAAAGUGAUGACGUCAUAAAAAUGAAAUUUCUGAAAUUAUGGGAUUUGUCAAGAUAUUCUGAAAGAACAAUGUCCAAGAGGCCUACUUGCCAAAAAUGAGCAUUUUGGGGCAAAUUGUCUCCGAGAUCGUAGCCCAGUUAUACUCAGAAAACUCCAUACAAACCCAUCUAAUUUUUUUUGGGGUCGACCCAAAAAAAAUUUAGAAAGGGUUUGUAUGGAGUUUUGUAAGCAUAACUGGGCUACGAUCUCAGCGACAAUUUGCCCCCAAAUGCUCAUUUUUGGCAAGUAGGCCUCUUGGACAUUGUUCUUUCAGAAUAUCCUGACAAAUGCCAUAAUUUCGGAAAUUUCAUUUUUAUGACGUCACACUUUAGUACUCUAUUGGGCCUGAUAUCAAGUUAAAGCAAAAUGUUUUGAUUGGCAAAACGACACGAGUCGCACGUGCAUCACCCUUUUUUGUACAUUUCUUUAAUUGCCGUCACUGCACGACUACGACGUGAAAAUGUAUAAUUUCACGUAAUUUGGAGAACAUGGACACAAGACAACGACUAUCUUUUUCUUUUCCUCAACUUCGAUACAGUCUUUUAGAAUCAACUCCAUAAAAAAUUGCCAAGAUUUGACGAAUUGAAUGAGAUUAAAUAAACGCGAUAAAACGGAUAAAGUUUGAUGCAGUGCGACUUCUUUUUUUCAGUGACGGUUUCGUAGACGUCACCGUCCUCGUUGCCUAUAAGUUCCCGAAUGUUCAGCCGAAAGUUUCUCCUCACAGAAUCUGUUUGACUUCUUGAUCAACAGAAGGCUGAUCAUUCGCCUAGAUGAAGCACAGGAAUACAUCGAGUGUCUUCAGGAACGAUUCCAGCAGAUGGAGAAAGAGUAAGUUUUCUAACUUGUUUAUUAAAGCGAGUUAAAAUUAGGCUGAAUUCUUCCUGGAAUUCUUUGUAACGUAGCAUAGUUAUAUUAUCGUUAAGCUUAACUCUGAUCUCGUUUAAGUCUGCAAAUGGCAUGUAGAGAAUAAACUUCAAAUGCACCCCUCUCAUCAAAUUAUUUUAAUUUAUUGGCCCCUUCUACAGUCUGAAUAAUGGGACAAGUGAGAAACCCAUCAUUCGCCACUUCCGCAUUUCCCAAAAUGCACCUUGUUUGCUCCCCAACCUUUUGGAUAAGCUUUAUAGAGAGAUUACAAGUCACGUUUACGGCGAACUGCAAACGUCAGAUUCAAGUUGAGUAUUUUUCGAAACAGAAAAUAAGCAGACAAAAACUGUCUAGUUUAAUUUUUAUGGAUAAAACUGGCGCGAAACUACUUAUUUUCGAGUAGAAGUAAUAAAAAGUAAACGACAAACUUGGUCGAUCACGUGGUACAAAUUCACGUUUGCCGUCUAGCACAAACGUGAAACUUAGUCUCUCGAGCUCUAUUGUUUUCAGCUUCUCUUGGGACGGCUGUAAUACCCACAAGAAAUUAAAAACAAAUGUUAUGUAAAGUUUUAGGCGGCGAACAAGGUGUAUUACGGGAGAUGUGCCAAUAGCGAAUGCUAAAUAAUGACCACUGCACAUAAAUACCUAGGAGUUCAGACAGAUAGAUGAAAAACUUAGCUGGGAUUUUCAUGUCAUGUGUAAGAGGCUCGCAGAAUAACAGAAAAUUUAUAACUCACGAACAGGAACGUCCUAUAGGUUUCCUUUCAGUUUAACUCAUCGUGUCGGAAGAACAGCUGUGACAGGUGAGGAAAGAAGAGCCAUAGAGGGAAAACAACAUGCUAGGGAUGAAAGAUAUACUGAAACACUACGCAGAGAUUUAAGGUAGAAAAUUGAUUCUAUAAUGUAAUACAGGGCAAAACAAAUUUAUAAGCGAGGGUAAACAACCACUACAAUAAAAACGGUUGCGCUCUUUCAAAAUUUAUUGCAUUUAUUUAGCUUCUUUCAAUUUGCCAAAUGUACUUGAACAUUUAUCUUUAGUUGAAUUGUUUUAAAAGGACUCUAUCUAGCUAUCUGAAUUCACAAAUAGAAAGGAGAUUUUUUGGCUGGGGGGUAAUCAACAAAGUUUUAUAAGGAGUCGAGAUCCAACACCUUACCCUUUUAUAUACCAUUUUUGACCGAAAGUACCCAUUUCGUAUACCUUUAUUGAUCAUGACAAAUAGUAACUAUGUAAAAAAGUCAUCAUUUGACCUAGUUCAUGUUACAAAUCAGUUCAUUAAUUAGACGUCUCCUAAAAACUUAGUAUUUAUGACUUCACUUAAGUCUUUGCUUAAAUUAUUCCAUACUUAUACAUCACAGUAAUAAAAAGCGCGUUGGCCAGCAUUGAUUCUACAAGGUGGAAUAUUGAGGCUCAGGUUCUAUAUCUUGUCUGUCAGUGGCGGAUCUAGGGGGAGGAUACAGGGGGUGCGCACCCCCCCCCCCCCCCCCCCCGAGCCGCGCGGUUUUUUUAUAAACGUUUUUUUUCCAAAAAAAAAAAAAAUGGUUUUUUUUUGUUUGUUGGAGGAGAAGAAAGGGGAGCACCCCCUCCCAAAAAAACAACAGACGCCCCCCCCCGUCUCUUUUCAUGCAUAACAUUCUUAUAAACAGACCACGUAACUAUACAUUUUUUAUAUUAACCGAAUAAUGACCUGUUAUUAUUACUCUCCUUUAUUAUACAUGUAUAAGAAUAGCGUUAUCCAGAUAUCAGUCUUAAUGGUGGUAUACGGAGGCGUAAGUUCAACAACUUGUCAGCCAAUUGUUGGGCUAGUGGGAGGUAGCAUUUGGGGGGCAAAUCCCCCCUCCCCUGAGAUGACCUGCGGUUUUCUAAUACAACUGGUAUUCUGCAAAAAAAAAAAUUGUGGUUUAUUGGUGUUGAAGUAGGGCAAGAGACGAGUGCACCCCCUCCUAAAAAAAACCCUGGAUCCGCCCCUGUCUGUCUAUCAUGGACAAUAGCUUGAGUUGAAAAUUUAUUUGACUUUUGACUGCUGUAACUGCACUCUUUAGUUUACAUAUGAAUGAAUCACAAAACCGGGAAAUGUUUCGACUUUUUCAUUGCUAUAAAAGCCUUCUGUUAACCCUUUUCGGUCCUUUUACAAACCAAAGUGACAGAUAUGAUUUGUCUACAUUUUCAUUUACUUCAACUAGUUAAAUACCUACCCUUUAAUAUAGCUAAAGCGUAAAAAUGGUACCGCUUUCGGGCGGAACCUCCCCUUAUAGGCCAUUAUAGGCUUGACCCCCCGGAUUUGUUGUGGUGUGUUCACGUUCUCCAUGUAUUAGGAAGUUUCACUCUAUAAUCGUCCAGUGGACGUCAAUGAAACUGUAUCAAAAAAUAUGAUGCAAGUGCAGAGCUCUUGCUUUUUUUUCUUCAUGAGAAAGAAUUCUUUUUUAUUAUUAUUUUUUUCACAUGUUUCACAUGUUCUAGGAAAUAUAGAGUCCUCCCAGGAGCAUUUGAAAACAAUAGCUUAUACAAAAUCUGGGGGGCAAACAGAGUGUAUCAUGGGGGAUUCGAAAAUAGAGAACUGAUUAUUGUUAUUGUUGUAACCUCCAAUAAGCUCUUCCUCUUAUAGACACGCUUUGGUUGCCUCUCCCUUUCACUAGGGUCCUUAUCAUCAUCAUCAUCAUCAUCAUCAUCAUCGUCAUCAUCAUCAUCAUCAUCACUAUCAUCAUCAUGAAAAAAGUGAAUGCAAACGAAGGGUGAGACCUACAGCACUUUUAAAGCCUGCUCUGACAGAAAUGAGAAUUGAAAGAAGCUUGAAUUUAUUUAGCUUGCCUGUGUAACUGACGGUGGUUUAGACAGGCUUCAUUCCGCGGGUGCUCUGCAAAGCAGCGAGGAAAAUGGGGCUGGAUGAGUCGCCAAACAGCACUCUUACACGCUUAUCCCGCCAACAUACAAAAAGAGUUCUUUUACCCGGCUAAAUAAAAAUGACUUUAGUACUUUUUUUUUCACAGCGAUCUUGAAAGGAGGAAGAAUGAAAUUCAACGAAAAAGUUCCGAAGAACGACGUAAGCUAGAAAAGUUAAAAGACUUAAAGCAAAAAGUUUUAAUGAAUCAGCUCCUACAGCGGAUCCAGCUGCUUCCGAAGAAACAACCGCUGGACACCAAGACUGUUUGCUCACUUCCUGAUGUUCGCUUCGCAAGUUGCGCUUUUAGUGAUGUGACACCUUAAAAUAAACAAACAGUUAUAAAUAAUUAUUUACUUAUUAUCUACCUUGCAAACAGAAUUACUAACUUUUUGCGAGAGCAAAGAAUACGUUUUCUUUUCUGAUUCAUUAUUAAACGUGAACAAGUGAAGAGCAAUUUUUGUUUUGUUCAAGUUUCUUUAAAAUCCUGAGUUAAGAUGUAGUACCUGUAAACACUUGUCUUGAUGUCUUCAUUUUCGUAGUGGAAAGCAAAACAAAUAAGCCUCUUCUAGGAAACCUUCAACGUCAGCCUCGUUCCCAGUCGUCCUCGGCGAUUUCGGAUGUGACGUCACCUGUCAAGCUUAUCGGGAAAGUUCGCCGAGGACGCCUCGCGCUAUCGCACUCGGUUCCAAGCUUCCUCUGGUAA